ACACACUUCCAAAUACACACACCUGUAUUUGUUUUGAAGUACUCAACAAAAAGAAACCACCCAAGCAAUUAAGCAAAUCCUUUCUUUCAUCAACUUCAAAAACCACCCGUGUCUUUCUGUCGGUCUGUCUGUAUGUUUGACAGAAGUGGAGCUUGAGCAUAACAAUGGCUGUUGGAAGGCGUGGCAGAGACCUAAUCGGUCCUCUUUUGGUGACCAACUUGGUGGCGUAUCUUAUCGUUCUUGGACUGGCUGGAUGGUCCCUUGACAAAUACAUCAAUGGUGAACAGAAUCACCCCCAUUUGGGUGGGAACCCAUCAACAAGCUUUAUGUUGAUCUUCGCUUUGAUGGCUGGUGUGGUUGGUGUUUGUUCUGUGCUGUCUGGGCAAGUGCAUCUUCGGGCUUGGCGGAGUGAUAGUUUGGUUGGGGCAAGCUCUUUAGCAGUUAUCUCCUGGGCUAUUACUGCUAUAGCUUUUGGUCUAGCGUGCAAGGAAAUCAUUUUGGGAGGACAUAGAGGAAAACGCUUGCGGACAUUGGAGACCUUCAUAUUCAUAUCACUAAUGAGUCAGUUGCUGUAUGUGGGGAUUCUCCAUGCUGGGGUGUUUGACGGCAGAUAUGGACCAGGUUAUCGGAGCUAUGGCGCUGACGAUGCUGGCGGCGUUGCCAUGGGUCACGAACCCCAGACGACCGACACUUCUGUAGUAUGAAACAUCUCACACGCAUGUUCUAUCACUGUUCAUAGAUGAAACUUGCAAACGUGUUUCUUUUA
This is a messenger RNA of Alnus glutinosa, 766 nucleotides long. Its product is annotated as membrane protein PM19L-like. The transcript has 4 exons. The record is from RefSeq and is a predicted model, not a curated record. The coding region runs from base 165 to 704 and encodes 179 amino acids. NCBI's taxonomy places the organism in Eukaryota, Viridiplantae, Streptophyta, Magnoliopsida, Fagales, Betulaceae.